This is a messenger RNA of Liolophura sinensis, 1364 nucleotides long. RefSeq names its product ADP-ribosylation factor-like protein 3. Gene Ontology annotation, molecular function: GTP binding; GTPase activity. The transcript is spliced from 4 exons. The record is from RefSeq and is a predicted model, not a curated record. NCBI's taxonomy places the organism in Eukaryota, Metazoa, Mollusca, Polyplacophora, Chitonida, Chitonidae. The coding region runs from base 9 to 686 and encodes 225 amino acids.
UGGCCGCCAUGUGGUACACAACAGCAAAUUUGAGCAGGACCUCUGCCUUGCUGUUUGUGACGGGGGCGGCGGUUGGUAUAACAGCUUAUAUCAUUUACCGAUUGAGGAAGUUGUCGGAAGAAGAAGAGAAUGUCAACACAGAGUCAGACCAGGCACAAGGAAGUGAUGAAGAUGAACGGAGAAUUGUUGUCUUGGGGCUAGAUGGUGCUGGAAAAACUAGCUUACUAUCCUUCAUGUCUAAGCAAGAAAUUGUCCACCAACCAACACCUACAGAUGGUUUCAAUGUCAUGUGUAUUCAGAAUGAGAACAAAGCCAUAAACAUAUGGGAAGUUGGAGGAUCUGAAAAUAUCCGAGCAUACUGGAAAAACUUUAUACAGGACACCAACAUCUUGGUGUUUGUAGUGGAUUCUGCCGAUAGGAGCAGGGUAGAGGAAGCAGGGAAUGCCCUGAAGAGUAUACUACGUGAAGAGAAACUAGCCUCUGUCCCUGUCUUAGUUAUCGCAAACAAGCAGGAUGUACCACAAGCACUCAGUAAAGACAUUAUCAUUAAAAAAAUGGGACUAAAUGAAAUUCCCGAGAAUCACUGCCUGUCUGUCUUGGAGACACAAGUUCCACCAAAUGGGGAUAUCAAAGGUGUUGAAGACGUUAAGCUUCAGCUGCUCUCGAUAUCAUCAAGGACUGGUUGAAAUUUGAAGAGUGAAGUAUAAGUAUAAAGAAAACUUGGACGAGUGAAGCAUGAAUCUUAAGGAUUAUUUAAUAAAUUAGGUGACACAAGGUUACAUUUGACUCGUAGAUCAUGACGAAUAUGAAGAAAUUAUGCACAUUAUGUAGUUUCUAUUUCCAUGACUUUUUAUCUGUUUAAAGAUUCAAGUUUUGAGAACUUGCGUCACAUAAAUUUACCCGUUGUUUAGUAUAUAAAAUGUGAGGUCACACUAGUACUGCAUGCUGCAGCAUUUUGAAGUAGGUUAAAAAAUUGGUCUUGCUUUCAUACAAGUUUUCUAUUUAUUUUUGUAAAAUAUUAUUUAUUGUUAUUUUUGUGGGGUGGAGUAAUGGGUUUUGUCUUGUUUUCAAACAAUUUUUGUACUUUUUGGAAAGCAAGUAUUAUUUAUUGUUAUUUUUGUGGGGUGGAGUAAUGGGUUGUUUUGUGCUAGUUUUUAGGGGAUUUACAAAUAUAAACUGUGAUGUGAAGGUCUUGUGCUCAUUAUUUUAAAAAUAUUACAUAAUUUUCUUAUUUGUAAACAAGUAAAUGGUUACAUAAUCUAUAAUACCAUUCCAUUCCCUGUGGACACUAUAACUUGUGUUCUUUUUUCACAAAUAUUAAUAUUUUUUUUAAAUUAAAAAUAUAGCUUACUAAUUUCACGUGC